Gaeumannomyces tritici R3-111a-1 is the source of this 222-nucleotide messenger RNA. RefSeq lists its product as hypothetical. The coding region runs from base 1 to 222 and encodes 73 amino acids. NCBI's taxonomy places the organism in Eukaryota, Fungi, Ascomycota, Sordariomycetes, Magnaporthales, Magnaporthaceae. The record is from RefSeq and is a predicted model, not a curated record. The transcript is spliced from 2 exons.
AUGGCACUCGCGACAGCGGACCAAUGGGCUGUUCCGCACGAUAUAAACCCCUCUCUCAUCCCCGGCGAUGUUAACAAUACGAACCUCUGGAAGCUGGUCCGCGGGCGAGAUUAUGGCAUAGGUGUUAUUAUCGGCGCUAUACUGCAGCUACUGGUCAAUACGUUCAUGAUCACGCUGGCGCUCAUCGCUAAGUUUGCGGAACGUGGGGACCAGACCGUAUAG